AUGCCACGAGAAAAAGAUAAUUAUAUACCUCAGACAAAGCAUAGUUCAUUUUACACGGGUGGACCAUUUGCAUUAUCCGAAGAUGGUUGCUAUCUCAUUUGUACCUAUAAUGUACAGAUAAAUGUAAUUGAUACUGAGAGUCAAAAUAUCAUCCGAACACUAAGUCAAGAUACUUCAGAAAUUGCAUCAAUAGCACUCAGCAAUGUUGAAGGCAUUCUCGUUGUUGCAUAUCGUAAUCAGUUAAUUCGUCAGUGGAAUUGGCAAACGGGUGAAUGUUUACGUACAUGGAAAUCCGUACAUAAGGGAGCAAUAUCAUGCAUGCUCUUCAAUGAAACAGGAACAUUACUAGCAACAGGUGGUACAGAUUAUACCGUGAAAAUUUGGGAUGUUCAACAGCAGUAUUAUACGCAUAAUUUGAAAGGUGCUUUAGGGAUUAUACGUGCUCUGAUAUUUUACACGAAUGAUAGUAUGAAAAUGCAUUUGAUUAGUGGUUCUGAUGAUGGUAAAAUUCAUGUGCAUAAUUUACAUUCAACCAUGCCAGCAACCAUUCUGGAUGGACAUAUGAGUGCAAUAACAGCAUUUGUUCUAGACAAAGACAUUUUAAUCAGUGCUGGUCGUGAUCGCGUUGUGAUUAUUUGGGAUUUGCAAACGAUGAUGUCCUUACGAACUAUUCCAGUCAUGGAGGCUGUUGAAUCUCUUAUUGUAUUGCAAUCAAAUGCUAAUGUCAAACAAUUAAGAUUAAAACAAGCAUUGUCAUCGCAUGAUAAAUAUUUCUUUACAUUUGGCAAUGCGGGUUUGAUGAAAUUGUGGUCUAUUCAAACCGGUCAAUGUUUACACGUUCAAGAAGAUAAAUCGUAUGAAAAAUCGAUUAGUCAAUAUCAGAAAGAUAAAGAACAUCAACAAGUAUUUCUUCAAGCAUUUUAUAAUAAGAAAAAACAAUUAUUUUAUGCUAGCACAAUCGAUCAUACGAUUGUUUCAUUCGAUAUACAAACUCUAACAUUACAAAAGCAGUUUAUUGGAGAGCUCGGUGAAAUAUUAGAUGUCAGAUUUUUUGGUAAAGAAAAUGUUACACAUGUCAUAGUAGCAAGCAAUGAUGAAAAGUUAAAAAUUUUCGAUUAUAAUACAUGGCAUUGUCAAGUACUCAAAGGACACACAGAUAUUGUUAUUGGUUUGGAUAUUAGUUAUGAUCAUACAUUAAUAGCAACAUGUUCUAAGGAUGAUAUUGUAAGAAUUUGGUCGUACAAUAAGUCCUUAUUGUCAUUUCAUUGUGUCGGAAUUGCCGAAGGCCACACUGCCGAUGUAGCUACAGUCGCAUUUGCAAAAACAUCGAAUUUAUUUCUUGUCUCUGGUAGUCAGGAUACAACAGUUAAAGUGUGGUCCCUCGAAAGCCUAAAUGAAGAUGGAAAACCGAGCACAUUAACGUCAUCAUUUACGCUAAAAACACACGAUAAAGAGGUGAAUAGUGUGGCUGUAUCUUUCAACGAUAAACAUUUUGCAACCGGUUCCGCUGAUAAGACGGCAAAAGUGUGGGAUAUUCGAAGUCAAAAACUGUUAGGUGUAUUACGAGGUCAUCGGCGUGGCAUUUGGUGUGUGCAGUUUUCUCCAGUGAAUUCCGACUUAGCUACAGCAUCGACUGACGGUUCGAUUAAAAUAUGGUCUUCCAAGGAUUUUGUUUGUUUACAAACAAUUGAAGGACAUGAUGCGUCUGUACUUCGUAUUGCUUAUUUAUCAGCUGGCACACAGUUAAUAAGCAGUGGUUCGGAUGGUUUGUUGAAAUUAUGGGAUUUAAAAACGACAACAUGUAAGAAGAGUAUUGACGCACACGAUGGUAAAAUUUGGGGCAUGGCACCAUCGUCGGAUGAAUCAUUGUUAGUCACAUGUGCUAGCGAUUCAUCAGUUAUUAUUUGGCGAGAUUCAACUGAAGAAGAUAAACAAGCAGCACGAGAAAAGGCAGAAGAACUGCUAUUAAUGUAA
Molecule: messenger RNA, 1974 nt
Organism: Didymodactylos carnosus
Lineage: Eukaryota; Metazoa; Rotifera; Eurotatoria; Philodinida; Philodinidae
Source: the annotation of a GenBank genome assembly